AUGAUUGGAAUUGGUGGUAUUGGAGGUGUAAGACGAGUUGGCGGUGGUGGCAUUUAUGGGGGAGGUAUAUAUGGCGGUCGCGGAAUUUAUGGUGGAGGUAUAUAUAGCGGUCGCGGAAUUAAUGGUGGAGGUAUAUAUGGCGGUCGCGGAAUUUAUGGUGGAGGUAUAUAUGGCGAUGAUGACAGUUAUGGCGGUGGAAUAUAUGGCGGUGGAAUUUACGGCGGAGGGAUGUACGGUGGAGGUUACGAUCCAUAUAAUAGUUAUGGGAUGGGCAGUGGAUACAGAGGUUACGGUCAACAAGGAUAUGGUAGCGGUGGAUAUUGGCCGGGUGGAUCUAGUGGAUACGGCGGAUACGGUCAAGGAAGCGGAUAUUGGCCAGGUGGAUCUAGUGGAUACGGCGGAUACGGUCAAGGAAGCGGAUAUUGGCCAGGUGGAUCUAGUGGAUAUGGCGGAUACGGUCAAGGAAGCGGAUAUUGGCCAGGCGGAUCUGGCGGUCGUGGUCAAUAUGGUAAAUAUGGCAAAAAGAGUAAGUAA
Mytilus californianus (California mussel) is the source of this 534-nucleotide messenger RNA. Its product is annotated as acanthoscurrin-2-like. Lineage: Eukaryota; Metazoa; Mollusca; Bivalvia; Mytilida; Mytilidae. The transcript has a single exon. The record is from RefSeq and is a predicted model, not a curated record. Bases 1 to 534 code for a protein of 177 amino acids.